GAUUAUAUAAUGCUUCGCAGAAGAGAAGCGUGAGGGCUGUGACCGGCCUUGUAGGACACAGCAGGAUUAUUACACAGUAUGGGCGGUGGGGUUUGUUUGUUUGUUUUUUGUUUUUCUCAGUUGAUCUUGGGUUGCUGGCCCUUAAAACUAAAACACCACAAAUUGUCAGAGAGCAUAAAGAAGGAAAACAAGUGUGUAAUCUUAGGAGGCGAAAUGAUUUGCAUUUGCGAAAAAUUUCUUUAAGAAAGGUGUGGAAUGCUACUAGCCAGGUGGCAUUGAACUUGAGAGUUUACCUGAAGGAUAUGGGUUCGGGUUUCCCCACCCCCACCCCCCUGCUGAGCCGGGCCCCUCUCAGUCUGCAACUGUGUAGGGAUUUUGCUUGGUUGUUACCUUUGCACCUGUCCCUAUUUACAUGCAAAAUCAAUUGCUUCACUUGGUCUUUUCCGAAGUACAGGGUGUGGGCAGAAUCUUAUCUGAAGCCAUGUCCUGUUUGGACAAGUUGGACUCGCCUUGGCAACUCUCCACAGGGUGGAGCAGAUGGGUGGAGGCAGAAAGUAAAAUUGGGUGGCUUGUUAGCAGAGAGAGGAGAGAGGGCGGAUUGUUUGCUCGUCGGAUCAUUAUAUUUAAUCUAAAACUAAAUAAUUAACUUCUUUCCCAUUUACAAAACAUUUUGAUGCAAAAUGGCUAAUCUAAUUUGUGAGGGGCAAAGAUUUAGAACUACUCCGUGGAAUUUUUUCCUCUCAAACCAACACUAGGAGACAAAGGCCAAACACCAGAGCACCCUAGAAAGCCGAACUAAAAGAAUGCUCAUGUUUGACCCAGUCCCUGUCAAGCAAGAGGCCAUGGACCCCGUGUCAGUGUCCUACCCAUCCAAUUACAUGGAGUCGAUGAAGCCCAACAAGUACGGCGUCAUCUACUCCACACCGUUACCGGAUAAGUUCUUCCAGACCCCGGAGGGCCUGUCGCACGGGAUGCAGAUGGAGCCGGUGGACCUGACCGUGAACAAGCGCAGUUCCCCGCCCUCUGCAGGCAAUUCUCCUUCCUCGCUGAAGUUCCAGCCCUCGCACCGAAGAGCCUCGCCCGGCCUGAGCAUGCCCUCUUCCAGCCCGCCCAUGAAGAAGUACUCGCCGCCUCCCCCGGGCGUGCAGCCCUUCGGCGUGCCGCUGUCCAUGCCCCCGGUGAUGGCCGCCGCCCUGUCCCGCCACGGCAUCCGCAGCCCCGGGAUACUGCCCGUUAUCCAGCCCGUCGUGGUGCAGCCGGUCCCCUUCAUGUACACCAGCCACCUCCAGCAGCCGCUCAUGGUCUCCUUGUCGGAGGAGAUGGAGAACUCAAAUAGCAGCAUGCAAGUACCUGUAAUUGAAUCAUAUGAGAAGCCUAUAUUACAGAAAAAAAUUAAAAUAGAACCGGGGAUUGAACCACAGAGGACAGAUUAUUAUCCUGAAGAAAUGUCACCCCCUUUAAUGAACUCAGUGUCCCCCCCGCAAGCACUGUUGCAAGAGAAUCACCCGUCGGUCAUAGUGCAACCAGGAAAGAGACCUUUACCUGUGGAAUCUCCGGACACCCAAAGGAAGCGCAGGAUCCACAGAUGCGACUAUGACGGAUGCAACAAGGUGUACACUAAGAGCUCUCACUUGAAAGCCCACAGAAGAACACACACAGGAGAAAAACCCUACAAAUGUACAUGGGAAGGAUGCACAUGGAAGUUUGCUCGGUCUGAUGAACUGACAAGACAUUUCCGAAAACAUACUGGAAUCAAACCUUUCCAGUGUCCAGACUGUGACCGCAGCUUCUCCCGCUCUGACCACCUUGCCCUCCAUAGGAAACGCCACAUGCUAGUUUGAAUGGCUCCGUCCCCCGCCUCAGCGUGGUUCCCCACUCUCCCGGCUCUCUCUCUGUCCUCCUUCCCAUGAUCUAACUCAUUUUUUACAUGUACAUUUUAAUUUGGAUUCAGCUGGUCUGAAUCUCUGAAUUUAUAUCAUUCAAACUUCCAUAUGGUCAGUAGUAGAUGUUCUCUAAUCCUCCUCUCCUUACCACGGGUCAGACCUAAAGAAUGUGAACACUUUUUUUUUUUUUUUUUUUUUCCGGGGAUGCUAAGCAAACCCUUCUUACAGAUACGUUUAAUGUAAUGAGAACAAGGGAACAUGUAAACUUAAAAUAACCAAUUGUCGGUUUCUCCAUGUAUUUCUCAAAAGAAUGUCAAAGUAAAUGUAUUAGAAAUACAGUAUCCAGCCUGCAAGUCCUUGCCAGGGACGUUCAUACCUCUGUGCCCUGGGAUCGUAUUUUGUGCUUGCCAGCAAGAAGGGUGGACCCUCUCCCAAGCUAGGUAGACAUGGAGCGAGAUUUCAGGUAGGACCGUCCAUCCACUCUUCUUCCCUUCAAUUGCCCUUCACAAAUCCUGCUUGUCAACUCGGAUUUAUCACGUCCUCUAAAUUAAGUCCUCGAUACUCCUUUGGGCCUGCAGCUAACAAGGAGGUCUUUGCCACCCCUGGAGCUGAGCCAGAGCUGCUGAUUUAGGCGGGUGAUGUCUGUCAGUGAAGGGCUGAAUGCUCUCCUUGCCCAGCACGGAGUCAACAAAGGGGCAUGGCGCAGGGGAGAAGUGUGGGGGGGAGGGAAGAAGCCGGCCCUUCCUCCUAGGCGAGGGCUCUCCGGUGAGGUUUCAUCAUAGGGUUCGCUGCGCAAGGCAUCCCCAGAGCUUCAGUCUCUAUGCUCAACUGUGCAGAAGCAUACAGCAAAGCCGAAAAUGGAUGGAGUUAUCCCUGCCCCUGUCACCAUUCCUCCAAUGUCCUUAACGUGGGUCAUCGAGCAUUGACUGUUGGGACAUCACAACAAUAUUUUGCCCAGUAAUGGUAAAAAAAAAAAAAAAAAAAAAAAAUCUUUUGGGUAAGAAUAUGGGUGGCCUUUUACCCAACCUACUUAACAGCUUUUUUUCUUUGCAAACAGAGAAACGUUGAGGGGUAAUUGUAUUCCCAUAUCAAAUUACUCAUACAGCUUUUAUACAGAAACUCUUCUGUGUGAACCAUAGGGUGCCAAGUGGGCUGUCAUUUGUGUUUGUGAUGCAUACCGUAAGUAUCUGCUAAUGCUUUAGUGGAUGCAUUCAAUGUCAGACCUGAGUGACAAGAUAUGUAAAUAUAACUAGUUGUGAAGCACAGAUACCUUCAUUCGGGGGACAGAUUUCUGAAAAACAAAACAAAAUAAAACAAAAACAAAAACAAAAAACAGAAAACCACAGUUCAGGGAUUUAUAUCUUUAGAGUUCCAGAAUUCCCCAACAUUUACUGUUUUAAAGAGCUGGAAAUUGAUCACUAUCAAGUAUCCCCUCAGAAGAAGCUGAAAAUGACUCGUGUUUAUGUUAAAGAUAAAUAGCGCCAUUAUUCGGGGGAAGUUUUGUGUUUAGUUUUUGUUUUUCAAAAGCUGGCUUUUGAGCACCAUAGUCUAAAUGCCAAUAAAAAUAAUUCAUGCAUAGAAAUGUCAUUGGUUCUAAAUUUGAAGAAAGUGGGUGACGGUGGUCAAAUGUGGGUGCAUAUAACCAAAUGCGCCUUCAUCCCUCGAUAAAGGACGGAAGAGAAGAGAGAAGAAUGGAAUCCUGAAGAUUCAUCCCAGCCGCAACUCAGGAUCCAACACAACCUUAACUGGGAGGAAUACAUUGUUCAAUUGUUUUUAAAACAUCAGUGAAUGUGUGAUUGUGGAGGCCUGCAAAUCGUGUGGGGAGCUUACUUUGAUGGCGCUGUUAAUAAAAGUUAGUUGUAGGGACUGUGCACCUAAGAGAUCCCACUCGUCAGCCCUCUGAACCAGCUGAAAGGAAAUGUAGUUGAGAAAUGCAAAGUCAUUUGUUACCUUCUUGGCACUUGGUUUCGAUUUUCUUUCUUUCUUUUUUUUUUUUUUGUGUGUAAGCACUGCAAAAUUUGUUUAGAAUAUUAAAACCUCCUAAUUGGGCUUUUUUUGUCUGUGUUUUUGCAACUAUGACAUGAAUUGAGGGAUAAAAAUGGCUCUUGGGAAAGUAGGUAUUGUCUGUACUGUAAAUGCUUAGUCACAUUCAUGCCAAAGUGUUUAUUUCUAGAAGUGGUUCUUUCGCAACACACUGAAGAAUCAAGUUGGGAUGCAAGGAACUUUUUUGUUUUAAUGGAGAUGACCAGUAUGUGUGUGUUCCAACCCAUAGAGAAGGUAGGGGAAAAAGGCAAGAAAGGGUAGACUGGUCAUCUUUGAAUAAUUAGCUUUGAGUGUGAGUCCAGUUGAUAGAAAGCUUCGUAGGUUCUCAUGAAAUUUGAGGUGUUUGUCACGGCAUAUUUAAAUUUUGUUCAAAAGAGCAAGCAAGACCCUGCAAAGAGUAUUCCAUUACUAUUCAGCUUGCCUAGGUUAUGUUAACCAUUCAUUAACAAAGAUCCAUUUUAACUCGGAAAGAAAGGCAACCCAGAGAGGCCUUUCUCUGUUCCCAUUACUGGCCUAUAUACUUUAGUUGACUGAUUGGCUCUUGACCAAAUUUUCCUUUUUUAUAUAUAUUUGUAUUUUACUAUGAUAGUUGAGAAAUUUAGUCUCUUAGACAUUUUUAGCUGUUAUUGUGGAAGACCUCAAAUACAAGAUAGAUGCCCUUGAACAUGUGGUUUUAAUGAUGUGCCAUGUUACUAUCAAUGGUGGUUUUAAAUUGCCAUAUUUUACAUUGAUGAGAAUGAUUUGUAAACAUGAAGUUAGUGUUGUAUAAAUUCUGUUAUAGAGUUUCUUCUGAUUAUUGUCCAGGUGUCAUCUUGGGGAAGUCAGAAAAAUUAAGGCUGAAUGCAUCAUAUUUUAGAGUUCUGAAAUGUGAAUUUACAUCAUAAAUGGGCAUUAACAUUCUAAAUCAUCCGGUGUGGAGAAUGUUAGCAGCAUAGCUAUGUUCAACCAAGGAAAUGCUAACUACACGGAAGUUUGAAGAGCCUUGGAACAGAUUUAUAGGGGAACUAUAGAUGUAUAUUUUAUUAAACACCCAUCUGCACUAUCAGUGUUGCACUAAUGUGGAAUUUGAAAGACUUUAUUGCUGAUACUGUAUAUCUAUCUGCACGUCAUUCCUGAUUAGAUUGUUUUAAAGACAAUCUCAAAGAUCUAAGGUUUGAAAAUAAUUUGGUUUGAAAAUAUACAGUCAUCUUGAAGGAAUUGCUGUUAUACAUGAAGUUGCUCAGAGUUGUCUUUAUUCUCUUCUCGGUCGAAGUUAACAAUUUCUAAAUGAUCGCAAAUUCACUUAAUACAUUUACAAAGCCAUUUUACAUGCAUUAAACGAGGGCUACAACAAUAUUACGUUUUACAAAUACUAGCACUUUUUUUUUUUUUUUGCUGUUAUGUACUUAGUGUUAGAGGGUCAAAAUAAUCUUUCUGCUUAGCAUCUCUUAAACCAUACCUGCAAGUAUAGCAGGAUUAUUACAUUUACAGUACUUUAAUACUUGUAUAAACUAUGCAGAAAUUUUUAAUAAAGUGUAAUAUAUUUUAUAAGCUAAUAAGACUGAAUGGGUAAAGGUUUUUAGCAUGCAUUAGUAUACUUGCAAAUACUGAAACAUUUUGGUAAUCUUUCUUACUAAAGAUGUGAAUGUUUAAUGUACCUUCUCUGUUUCUACUCUGUAGUCCAAUGGGAAUUCAGUAAUGACAUUUUGUCAUGUCAAACUGUGAACAUAAAUUUGUACUGUACAGUCCUCAUAUACUAUAUACAGUAUGCAAUAUAUGUAUUAUAUACUUGUUAAUAAAACCAUCAGAAUAUUAA
Messenger RNA from Mirounga angustirostris (Northern elephant seal), 5721 nucleotides. It is a transcript of the gene KLF3, whose product is annotated as KLF transcription factor 3. The transcript is spliced from 6 exons. The record is from RefSeq and is a predicted model, not a curated record. NCBI's taxonomy places the organism in Eukaryota, Metazoa, Chordata, Mammalia, Carnivora, Phocidae. Gene Ontology annotation, biological process: regulation of transcription by RNA polymerase II. Bases 804 to 1841 code for a protein of 345 amino acids. Gene Ontology annotation, molecular function: RNA polymerase II cis-regulatory region sequence-specific DNA binding; DNA-binding transcription factor activity, RNA polymerase II-specific.